Molecule: messenger RNA, 237 nt
Organism: Staurois parvus
Lineage: Eukaryota; Metazoa; Chordata; Amphibia; Anura; Ranidae
Source: the annotation of a GenBank genome assembly
AUGCCGAAGUACUACGAGGAUAAGGAGGAGGAUUCUCACCCCUGUGCAGGCUCAAAGGAGGAUCUGAAGAGCUGCCUGCUGGAGAGUGCCUGUGUGCUGCAGGAAGGAAAAACCCCCAAGCAAUGUUUAAAAGAAGGCCACUGCAAAUCUCUGCAAGUCAGCUUUUUUGAGUGUAAAAGAUCAGUUGUAAGUCCAUUUAUAUGUGUAAAUACUGCAGUAGUACUUGGCCAACCUUGA